Molecule: messenger RNA, 906 nt
Organism: Triticum aestivum (bread wheat)
Lineage: Eukaryota; Viridiplantae; Streptophyta; Magnoliopsida; Poales; Poaceae
Product: histidine-containing phosphotransfer protein 1
Exons: 6
Coding region: 75-470 (131 amino acids)
Biological process (GO): cytokinin-activated signaling pathway; phosphorylation; phosphorelay signal transduction system
Cellular component (GO): nucleus; cytoplasm
Molecular function (GO): protein histidine kinase binding; histidine phosphotransfer kinase activity
Source: RefSeq, a predicted model, not a curated record
CACCACCCUCAUUUUUCCUCUCCUCACUUAGCUUUUCUCCUCCCUGCUAGCUUAACUCCUUGCCGUGGAUAGCUAUGGCGGCGGCGAAGUCGAACCAACUCAGCACCCUUGUGCCCAACAUGUUCGCUGCGGGUUUGCUGGACGAUCAGUUCCGGCAGCUUGAGAUGCUCCAAGACGAGGGCAACCCGGACUUCGUUGCCAAGGUUGUCAUGCUAUUCUGCGAGGAGGGUGAGCGUAUCAUUGGCGAGCUCGCCAAGCAAUUGGACCAACCAUGUGUGGACUACGGCAAGGUGGACACAUUUGUGGAUCAGCUCUGGGGAAGCAGUUUAUAUGUUGGUGCUCGGAGAGUGAAGAACACUUGCAUUCAGUUCCAUGAGUGUUGUCAGGAGAAGAGCGGCAUUGGGUGCCUGAAGGCACUGGAUUCUGUGAGAAAUGAUUUCUAUGAUCUGUGCAGCAUGUUCAUACCAUAGGCUUCAGCUGCAGCAGCAUGUCCUAAACUGUAGGCCGGAGCAAUAAAGCUGGAGCUGCAUGUUCUGAUUGCACAUUGUGUUUGAAGUCGUAGAACAUGCUCAACUUAUCAUAUAUGGCCUGGAAUUGUUUGCUUCUGCGGGGUCUAUAGUUCUAUGAAGCGACAAGCUGCUCAUCUGGUGUCGAUUUCUGUGGUACUGUCCGUAGUUUCAUUCUGAAUUAUUGGUGGUGAAAUAACAAUCAUUCGCGAUCGUUUUGCAUUUCAGUGGUUAAUCUGGUGUCGUGGUUGUAGUCAGUUUCUAGCUCGUAUCAGUUCAGUGGCAGUGUAAUCUCGACAAAAUCAUGUGUCUGCGGUCGGCUUAUGGACUGUGGUGGUAUAUUGUGAAGAGCAUUGUAAUGUUAUUUCAUUAUCAAGUUAUGUUUGUGGUUGGGUGACAA